AUGGCGUUUUUCGACGACUCGUCGAGUUUCUUUUCUUCCUCCUUCGGGGGGGAUUUUGGCGGACAUGCCGGCGACGCGCUGAUGCCCCGGCGUUCGAGCGGAGGUUUCAGUUCGCAGCCGUUCGAAGAGUUUGCCUCGCCCUCGCUCCUCCCCUCCCAGCAGACCAAGCAGAGCCGCGCCUCGCCUUCCUUCCAGGGAACCGCAGCCUCCGGCGCCGAAGGUCUCGUCUACGUGACUGUGGGGAUGCUACACCGCGCCGCGCGGGAGAUGCGCGAGGGCGGCGAGGAGACAAAGAGCGAGAAGAAGGCGUUCCGACUCCAUGGCAACGACGUCGGCCUGGUGGGGCUCCGCGGCUGGGUUGCGCCUCCAGGGUGUGAGAAGCUCGCGUCGCUCGUGCGCUUCAAACUCGAAGACGGCACAGGCCAAGUCGAAGUCGAGUACGACGUCGUCGACGGCAAACCGUGGUGGGGUGUCUUCGAGGAAGAGGCUGCAGGCGUGGUGGUGCCCGAGCUCGACGCCAACGGUACCCGGGAGGCAGGCAAGGAUGGCGAUGAAGGAGAGACGGGAAGCCGGAACCAGACUGCGGAAGCUGUCCAGGUUCUGAGUGGGAAGAAGCGCUUCCUCGAGGUCGGAUCCCUCGUGCGCAUCGCCGCAGGCGUGUCGACGGACUUGAAGGGCGAGGUGUCCCUCUCGGCGUCGGCCUGCUCGCCCAUCAAAGACCCCGCGGAAUUCGUCCUCCUCCACCCUGCAGCGGUCGCGCACGCAGCCGCGACGUUCGCCGCGAGACGCGGCACACUGCAGGCGCAGGAAGAGAAGGAGGUGAAGCCUGAGGGCGACCAAGCCGUCAAGAAGAUCAAGACCGAAGACGCGAAAGCAGAAACGAAGCACGAAGGCGACGGCGAAACGGAGGCGACGGCGCAUCUGUCCCCCGAGGAGGCGCAGAAGCUGCUGGCAGAUUACGGCCACAUCGAGGACCUUGUCCAGCGCGAGAUCAUUCUGAUUCUCCUCACGCAAGGCGGGGGGGCGAAACGCGCGCCGAGGGCCACGGUGAAGGCUGAAGCGCUGCGACGGAACCGCGCAUGCACGGAGGAGCAGUUGGAGGCUGCGCUGAAGGAACUGGAAGAAGCGGCUGAGAUCAUCGAACAUGCAGGCUUUGUGGCUCUUGCUUGCUAG
Molecule: messenger RNA, 1173 nt
Organism: Neospora caninum
Lineage: Eukaryota; Apicomplexa; Conoidasida; Eucoccidiorida; Sarcocystidae
Exons: 3
Coding region: 1-1173 (390 amino acids)
Source: RefSeq, a predicted model, not a curated record